This is a messenger RNA of Bombus pascuorum, 1873 nucleotides long. RefSeq names its product protein split ends-like. Lineage: Eukaryota; Metazoa; Arthropoda; Insecta; Hymenoptera; Apidae. The record is from RefSeq and is a predicted model, not a curated record. The transcript has 4 exons. Bases 323 to 1684 code for a protein of 453 amino acids.
AUUCGAAAUCGGAUUCGCGCGGUAUCACGCGCGAACGUACUCGUGUAGAAAUUUCUCGGUAAAUUUCAAGUUGAAGCACAGUGCCGGCAAUACGUCGCUAACAGGGAUUCGUUGUUGUUUGUAUAAACGAAAAGUGCAACAUCGCGUGAAAGAUGGACGAAUAUGCGUACACGAGUCGUAUCGGGACUGCGUAUGAUUAGUCGAAAGACACGACCGGAAGCCAACGAUAUGUGACGAGUGGUUAAAUUUCGAUAUACUGUUGUCUGUUAUAUAAUAAUCUUGAUCGCGUAUUGCCUGACGCCAGAAUUAAGGACGCUUGACGAUGUUCGGCAACGACGUUGACAGCUGGUAUGAUUGUAAGAGAGAUGAUAUUAACGAGAUGCAUAAACGAUGCGUAAACGACGCUGAGGCCAGAAACGGUGUAUGUCUGAUCAGUUCUAGUCGUUGGAAAAAUGUUGCGUCCGAUGAUAGUGAGAGAAGAACUGGAACCUCUCGAAGCAAUGGAACGAUUCGCUGUGGUACGAUUCCUACGAGUUCUAGAUCCGGUACGGAAGUUCGAUUCAUUAAUCCGGCAAUUUACGCGGAGACGUUGAACGGCGAGGAUGUAGAGCACGAGGUGGAAAUUGAAGCGAAGCUCGGUUCUAGAGACGACGAACGUUUCGUGAGAAAUUGCGGUGAUUCCGCCGGAAUCAGCGACAUGAUGUCCACACUGUCCAUCAAUAACGACCUGGCUGCUUCGUUUAUGGAUCACGCUGGUGACCAAUGUUCAGCCGAAGAAACGUAUCGUUGUUAUUCCUUAAAUUCACCGACUGCAUGCGCAUCCUUACGAUCCGGUAUUGUUCGUUCCAAAUCCGUCACCUCGUGUAAGCAUUCGAAUCGAAUCGAGAGACGUUGUAAAAUUGCCGAUAGAGCGGACGAUAGCUACGAUCUUUGUUCUACUAGGGAUAUCGAGUGGAAAACGCAGAGGUAUACGUUUAAUGGACAGCGAAUCGUGCAAGUUUCUACCUCGUCGAUAUCCGGUGUUAGAAUAACGGGGAACAGGCGGAACGAAUCGGACGUUGGCAAGAAGAUCACUUACAGCGAGUGGAUGCGAAGGAAGGAAGAAAUAGCGCGACGGAAAAAGGAGGAGAAAGACGAGGCUGAACGGCAGAGGCAAAUGGAGGAGGAUAGGCUAGCCCGUGAAAAGGUGGAAAGAGAAUGCCGCGAGAGGGAGAAUUUCGUCAAAUGGUCCGAGAUGAAAAAGAAGGAAGAGGAGAGGAAGAAGGCUGUAAUAGAGAAGGAACUAGAAUUGCAGAAGCAAUUGAAAGAAGUGGAGGAUAAAGCGGCUGUAGCGAAGACUUUGUAUCUUCGUCAAUGGGCUCGUAAAAAGAAAGAAGAGGAGAGAGCAUGCCAGAAGAAAGAGGAAAUGAAGCGAAAAAAGCACGAAGAAGAAAGGAAAAAGAGAUUAGAGGAGAGCACGAAAGCCUACGAAAACUGGCGAAAGAUGGCGAAGAACAAACCGAGACCUGCCACGCAAGGGCUUCUGCCUCAUCAAAAAGCCAAGCCAGCGUACGUGAAUCCUACGCCGUGGCAGCGAAUCGUCGACGAUACCGAGGACGUCGAGCAGGACGCAUCGAAUGUCGGCAGAAAAAUGCAAGGUCAGCCGAGGAUGAGCAGUAAGAGAAGCGCUGUAUCUCGUCAGUGAUGAAAUCGUCGAUCGAUUGGAACUCGUUGGAACUCGGGAAAGCUACACGUGGUUCGCAGUUCGAAGUUUGAAGUUUGAAGAACGAUCGCAUAGUUUCAUUCUUACGACUCGAAGCGAGAUAGAAUUAGAAAGAAGCGACGGACGAAACCGAAUAUCAUUGAGUACGAAUUAAUUUUGGAUCGCAGACUG